Molecule: messenger RNA, 466 nt
Organism: Bursaphelenchus okinawaensis
Lineage: Eukaryota; Metazoa; Nematoda; Chromadorea; Rhabditida; Aphelenchoididae
Source: the annotation of a GenBank genome assembly
AUGCCAAAUCUAACAAUAGUGUUUUCUGGAGGUUCAGAAGCGUUGUUUGGAGACAAGAAACAGCACGAUGUGACGGUUGAUGGAGAUGUGACGGUAAAACAAGUUAUUCAAUGGAUUGUGGAUAACCUACUGGAAGAUAAAAGCAGAGCACCGCUUUUUGCGGACAAAGGAACCGUCAGGCCUGGGAUUCUGGUCAUGGUGAACGAUGUUGAUUGGGAAAUCACUGGAGGUGUAAGUCUUGGACUUUAAUAUUGAAAUAGUUUGCUGAUUCUUCUGGAACCGUAGGCUUGAAUUGUAUAAUAAAUUAACGUUAUGUUUGUAUUUACAUGUGUUGCUAAAGGUGUACAUAGUUUUAAUGGUAAGAUACGUUUUAGCAUGCUUUGUUUCAUAUUUAUACUUUCAGCCGGCUACAGAACUGAAGGAUAACGACGAAGUUUCAUUUAUUUCAACUUUGCACGGAGGAUAA